This is a messenger RNA of Myxocyprinus asiaticus (Chinese sucker), 2704 nucleotides long. RefSeq names its product gastrula zinc finger protein XlCGF7.1-like. Lineage: Eukaryota; Metazoa; Chordata; Actinopteri; Cypriniformes; Catostomidae. The transcript has 2 exons. The record is from RefSeq and is a predicted model, not a curated record. The coding region runs from base 182 to 1150 and encodes 322 amino acids.
CAGUGUUUCUCCGCGCUGAAUGAGAAUAAAUGAUCGACUUUCGGCUCUUUUGUUUCUACAGUGAUUUCAUAAGUGUUAUUUCGUCGUUCCAGAGUUUAUUUUCGGUGGGAGAAUUGCGAGUUGUCUGUAACGCAGUAAAACUCCAGGAAACAAGUGAAAUCUGUGUGACACUGUUGUAAAGAUGUUUAUUAAAGAGGAGAGUGAAGAUAUGGCUUAUCCAGAAGCAUGCAGAAUUAAAACCGAACACACUGACGAACAAACAGACUUGAUGGUAAUGAAAAGAGAAAAUCAAGAAUUGAUGAAAAUGAAAGAGGAAAAUCAAGAACAAAUAGAAGUCAAGGAGGAAAGUCAAGAAAUGAAUGAAGUGAAGGAGGAACAUCAGUAUCAGAAUCCUCAUUUCAUAACCGGAGACAUUUUUAGUUGCUCACAGACUGACAGUAAUUCCUCACAAAACAAAACUCAAGCCAAAGUUUCCUUCACCUGCCCUCAUUGUGGAAAGUGUUUUACACGGAAAGGAAGUCUUAAGAGACACAUACAAAUUCACUCCAGAGAGAAACCUUUCACUUGCCGUCAUUGUGGAAAGAGUUUUAAACGGAAAAGAAGUCUCGAAGAUCACGUAAGAUGUCACACUGGAGAAAAGCCUUUCACUUGCCAUCAGUGUGGAAAAAGUUUCAUUAAUAGAGGAAACCUUCAUGUGCACAUGAGAAUUCACAGUGGAGAGAAGCCUUACACUUGCCGUCAGUGUGGAAAGAGUUUCACAAAGAGAGGGAGCCUUAAUAAUCACAUUAGAUGUCACACUGGAGAGAAACCAUUUACUUGCCAACAGUGUGGAAAAAGUUUCAUUAUUAGAGGAAACUUGCUUGUGCACAUGAGAAUGCACACUGGAGAAAAGCCUUACUCUUGCCGUCAGUGUGGAAAGAGUUUCACAGCGAGAGGAAACCUUAAUCAUCACAUUAGGUGUCACACUGGAGAGAAGCCUUACAUUUGCCAUCAGUGUGGAAAAAGUUUCUUUUAUAAAGGAAACCUUCAUGUGCACAUGAGAAUUCACACUGGAGAGAAACCUUACACAUGCCAUCAAUGUGGAAAGAGUUUCAGUCGGUCAUACACCCUAAAACAACAUGAGAGAAUGCAUAAAGGAGAGAAGCCAUAACAUGCACUUCAUGUGGGAAAAGUUUCCACUAAUCAAGAUCUGUAGGAAAUCAUAGAAAAGGGCAUUGCCCAGAGUUGUAGUGAGCAAACUGCAGGUAAUGGUGUGUCAUUGGUAUGAAAUUCAGAAAAACUCAGCAUAAAGCAUUUCUUCCAAAAUAGCAAUUACAUCUUGCAUGGUUGUUUGCUUUAUUGCAUUACCUGUCCUGUAGUGAUGAAUUAGCUGUCAUUUUAUGUAAGAGGUAGUAGGAAAUAGAGAUGGGAGAUAUAUCAAAACAAAUAAAAUUACCUUUAAACAAGAGUUUGAAUGUGAUGAUCGUCCACCUGUCAUCGAUUAAAUGAUUCUGAUUAAUCCCGAAUGAAGAUCUGCUGUUUCUGCAAGAUAUUCUUGGCAUUCUUUUGGUUGCAUUUGGUGAUGGGCCAUGAUCUGCAAAGAGUUUACAAAGCAUGAGCGGACUCUCAUUGUGAAAAGGUACAAAUGAGCAGAGAGAUACAAAUUCUCAGAGCAUUAGAUACUGUAUGCCAUGGAACACCAUGAAUGCCAUCAUCAAAAAGUGGAAAAAAUGGGCCUUCACAGUGACAUUUCCAAGAACAGAGCACAUGUCCAUGUGUGACAAUGCCAUUCUUAAUCAAAAAAUAUUUUGAAAGGAAAUAAAUAUAUAAUUCCUCGAUUUCAUAUUAACUGAGUUGUUACACGGUUUAUUUGUACUUUUAAUAAUUCAAUCAUCACACUUCAGGACUGUUGAGUAUUUACUAUUGACUAUUGACUAUGUAAUCACAUAGUUGAAAGGUGUUCAAAAUGUAAAACAGUAUGGAAAACAUGUCUUGAUCAUCUUUAGAUUGUUACUUCAUUUUAAUUAUUGCAUUAAUCUUUUGUCUUUAUACACUACUGGUCAAAAGUUUUGAAACCCUUGACUGAAAUGUUUCUCAUGAUCUUAAAAAUCUUUUGAUCUGAAGGUGUAUGCUUAAAUGUUUGAAAUUAGUUUUGUAGACAAAAAUAUAAUUGUGCCACCAUAUUUAUUUCAUUAUAAAACUAAAAUUUUAUUUAAAAAAAAAAAGUUUUUGAAAUUGAUGACUUGGACCAAAUAAUAAAGCAGCCAAUAAGUGCCCAACAUAGAUGGGAACUCCUUCAAUACUGUUUAAAAAGCAUCCCAGGGUGAUACCUCAAGAAGUUGGUUGAGAAAAUGUCAAGAGUACAUGUCUGCAAAUUCUAGGCAAAGGGUGACUACUUUGAAGAUGCUAAAAUAUAACACAGUUUUGAUUUAUUUUGGAUUUUGUUUAGUCACAACAUAAUUCCCAUAGUUCCAUUUAUGUUAUUCCAUAGUUUUGAUGACUUUACUAUUAUUCUAAAAUGUGAAAGAAAAUGUAUAAUAAAGAAUGAGUGUGUUUCAAAACUUUUGACCGGUAGUGUACUUAAUCUGACUGAAUGAUGUAUGCUCUGAUUGAAUAAAAAGUUACUAUUUUAAACCAUUUAAAAGCGAAUACUUUAUAUGUAGAGAUAACAUAAGGCUAAACAUAUACACAUACUGUAUGGAACUUAGUGAAAGCACCUUUCGCU